Histoplasma mississippiense is the source of this 3243-nucleotide messenger RNA. RefSeq lists its product as hypothetical. Gene Ontology annotation, molecular function: oxidoreductase activity; protein binding. The record is from RefSeq and is a predicted model, not a curated record. The transcript is spliced from 2 exons. The coding region runs from base 1 to 3243 and encodes 1080 amino acids. NCBI's taxonomy places the organism in Eukaryota, Fungi, Ascomycota, Eurotiomycetes, Onygenales, Ajellomycetaceae.
AUGUUCGGAAUUGCUGGUAACUUGCUCACUCAACCUCAUGACCCAGCAGAACUAACCACCAAGAUCACACUUUGUGAAGAAAAUUCAUUGAAGAAGAUGCUAGAUAUCCAACAUGAUAUCGGACCUCAUUCCCAUACAUCCAUUGUAAACGAUGCCAUCGCAGAGGUCACCCUUGAAACGCUGCACACAGCGGAACUACAGAUACCAAACCCCGAUAACAAAUUACCUCUACAGAAAACCCAAUGUGAUACGGGAAUUGAGGAUGAUUCCCAAGGUUUGGAUCGCUUGUCACGGGAGCGAGAUACUUUCACCGACAGUCAUCGUGAGACGCCGAAUGGGUCGAUGACCUCAGCGUCUCUCAGCUUUCCGUUACCUCCUCCUAGAUCUACCUCCCCCAGCACACAAAUGAACGACAACUUGGGCCUCGAAUUUACAACAAAAAGUCAAUCUGCAGAUGGGGCCCCAGACUAUUGUAACUCUAGACCCAGGUCAUCAAUCCCCUCGCGACUUUCGGCAUCCACGUAUGCCCAGCAAUGCGUUGCUGCAGCUCAUGCCUCGCGACUCAACCCCUACGCGCUGCACAAAGGUGAACAGGCCCUGCUGCAGGAUGACCUUUGUCACCUCCAUGUUACAGUGUAUCUUAAUAUCCGGAAUGGAAUCCUUCGGCUGUGGACAAGAAACCCUAUGGUCAGCGUUACCCGAGAAGAAGCACUUGGCUGUGCAAAGGACUUUCGAUGGAUGAAUCUAGCGUCUUUUGCGUACGACUGGCUCGUUCGUAAUGCGUAUAUCAACUUUGGGUGCGUCCAUAUUCCGAGAGCACCAAUAGCCGCAAAAAAGGGCCGGAGGAAAGAUGGGCCAACGGUAGUUAUAAUAGGGGCAGGCAUGGCAGGCCUAGGUUGUGCCAGACAAUUACAGGGACUUUUUGACCAAUACCCGGACACAACCACUCCGCCAAAAGUGAUAUUGCUGGAAGGCCGAAAGAGGAUAGGUGGACGCGUAUACUCUCAUCCACUAGAAUCCCUACAAUCAAGUCAAUUACCACCAGGUUUACGACCUACGGCUGAAAUGGGAGCACAGAUCAUUGUAGGCUUCGAUCAUGGAAACCCGCUUGAUCCAAUCAUUCGCGCUCAACUGGCUCUCCGAUACCAUCUACUAAGAGAUAUCUCAACGAUUUACGAUAUUGACGGUACCCCCGUCGAUGAGCUUAGGGACGCGAUGGUAGAGAAACUUUACAAUGAUAUUCUUGACCGCUCUGGAGUUUACCGUCAUAAGCCAGUUGUUACUCCUGUUGCGGAAGGUGACAGGGAGCUGAUCGAUUCCGGCCGUGACUCGUCUGUCGACGACGGGCUCACAAUUAGACAAUAUGAAGAAGCUGCGGCCUCAGGGACUAUAGGAAUGCUAUUGCCCUCUAAGCGUGUUCGAAGGGGUGUCAGCCACAAAACUGCAAAUGUCAGAACGUCUGCAAGUUUUCCGCUCUCUGAUCUUGGGGCAACCAAUAAUCAUUCAGCAGCCAUUGCAUGCCAAGCAAUGGGAUGGAAGUUAAGAAAUGGAGUUACUAGCCGCGACUCCAUAUCCUUAGAUCGGAUUGCGAGUAAAUCUAAGACCCAAUCACUGGGCACAGUUAUGGACGAUGGAAUAAGGCAAUAUCAAAAACUGUUACCGUUGGGGCCCAAAGAUAUGAGAUUGUUAAAUUGGCAUUUUGCGAAUCUAGAAUAUGCGAAUGCUGCGAACGUGGGGAAGCUCAGUUUAUCUGGUUGGGAUCAGGACAUGGGCAAUGAGUUUGAAGGGGAGCAUGCUCAGGUGGUGGGAGGCUACCAACAAGUACCGCGGGGACUUUGGUCCUUUCCAGAUAAACUGGAUGUUCGAACCAACAAGAAUGUGACAAAGAUAUCCUAUGACCCACGAGGGUCGUCCAGUAAUAAAACUUCCGUCCAUUGUGAAAAUGGCGAAAUUAUCCAGGCAGAUAAAAUCGUUAUCACCGCUCCUCUAGGUGUACUCAAAAAGGGAUCUAUCAAAUUCGAGCCCCCUCUCCCAGAAUGGAAGACAGGCCCUGUGAACAGACUUGGUUUUGGAACUAUGAAUAAGGUUAUUCUCGUUUUCGAGAAACCGUUUUGGGAUUGUGAAAGAGAUAUGUUCGGUCUGCUUAGGGAACCUACAACAAAAAACAGUUUAUCUCAAUCGGACUACAGCCAAAACCGUGGCAGAUUUUAUUUAUUCUGGAACUGUAUCAAAACUGCUGGGCUCCCAGUAUUGAUUGCCCUUAUGGCCGGUGAUGCCGCACACCAAGCCGAGAGAAUGUCCGACUCUGAAAUCCUCAGCGAAGUUACAUCCCAGCUUCGCAACAUUUUCAAACAUAUUGCCGUACCUGAUCCCCUAGAAACCAUUAUCACACGCUGGGGUCAGGACAAGUUUGCCAAUGGCAGUUAUUCCUACGUUGGGACAGAGGCACUGCCUGGAGAUUAUGACCUUAUGGCCAAACCAAUUGGGAAUCUGUAUUUCGCUGGUGAAGCUACCUGUGGCACGCAUCCAGCUACAGUGCAUGGAGCAUACCUCUCUGGGCUUCGUGCCGCAUCCGAAAUACUCGAGUCCAUUAUUGGCCCAAUCACUUUCCACAAACCUCUUGUUCCCACCAGGAGCAAGGCAGCCAAUACGAUGUCUAUCGCAACCGUGAAUGGCACUAUUCCCAAUCGUACUCCGGCCAACGGACGGAAGCGAAUGGCACCACUGACGACCGAAACUCAUAAAUCCCCCGGGAAAACUGCUGCUGCACCCCGAUCAAACAACUCUUUUCCCUCCGCGUCCUCCCUUCGCGAAGCCUACGAUAAAGCAAUGUGGGAAGCAAUUAUUGGCGAACUCGGCCCCGCUGAACCGCGGCCAGCAAAGAAACCACUCAAUCCAUUCCUACUAUACCAAAAGGAUUACUGGCACAUCUGUAAGACGAAAUGCGAUGAUGCCCGUCGCGCCAGCACAGGUAAUAUCAAUGCCAAAGCGCCCCGGGACGAGAUUCGCCAGGCCCUGGGCCAGAUGUGGCGCGAUGCUCCUGAAAAUAUCCGGCAACCAUACCUUGACCAAAUCGCGGUGCACCGUUUUGAAAAUGACGAGUCAUUGGAAAAAUGGAAGGAGAGGAUCAUUGAAUGGGAGCGGAAGACGUAUGAAGUGAAAGAUCGGUGGUGUGAGGCAAAUCCGUUUGAUGCGUUUAAAAUUGAAGCUACGAAGAAGUAUUUAGAGAGUAUUGAGGGCUAG